UUCAGACAUUCGGGCGUUUGUCGUUCGAUGUUCAAAAUAGUCGUUGAUGAAUACAUGUGAUGUUGAUAAAAUUAUUUUUUAGUUGUUAAAAUUAAUUUUUUCAUUAUGUUUACUUCGUGUUUUUUAUAUGUGUUCAUAACUUGUAUAGCUAUAUCUCAGGGUUUUUAUGAUUCUAAUAAUGAUUUUAAAUCAAAGAAUGGUUCAAUGUUAACAAAAAUUACAAACGAUAUUGGCACAUCAUCACCAAUUUACAAUACAGAAUUGUUCGAUAAAGAAAAAAAAAUAUUUGCACAUAAAAAUGAAAUGACUGGAGAGUGUAUUUUAAAACUAGUGGAUGAUCAAAUAAAUAUUUUAAAUUUUAAUAAUAAUUACGACCAAAAUAUGGAAUUGACUGAAGAUGAGAUGAUUGAAAUUAUUGGCGAAAAUUUAAGAAACUUUUGCAAAGAUAAAAUCAUUAUUUUUAAUAACUUCAACAAUAAACGUUUUAAUAGAUCAAAACGUUCUACAGAUAAAAAACGAUAUCAAGGUCAAACCCAAACUCAAUUUGUUAGUUUUGGUUCAAAAAAUUCAAACCAAGAAACGAAAAAUGGACUAGCCGAAGCCUUGUCACAGCCUGAUUUAUCAAGGGCAACAGUGAGUGGUUUAAAUGGUAUGGGACAAGCUCAAAGUCAGUCAAGCUUUGGUGAUUGUAAUGAAUGUUCUGGACAGGAUUAUCAAACGCAUUCAACACACGUUAUCAAUCCUCAUCCAGAAUAUUUUCCACCGCUUCGACCCUUAAGUUCUGUUUCUCAAAAUCAAAAUUCAAGACCAUUUAGUGAAUCAAGUACAAAUAGACAGUCACCAGGUUUUCAAAAUGGAGAAAAUCGAAGAGAACAUUCUAUUAAUGAUCAAUUUCCAGAUACAUAUUCAGAUUUAGGAACAAGUAAUAAAUUACCAGGUAAUCAAGUUCAUGGAUAUGGUAUCAGGCCAUCUCCCAGUGGUCAGUAUCCAGGAUCAGAUACAAACUAUAAAGUUGCUGAUAAACAGAAUCAAGGAUAUGUGAUUAAUGAACAAUAUCCAAAAUCUGACACAAACAAUAAAUUAUCGGAUAAUCAAAAUUACGGAUAUGGUAUCAUUCCAUCUGUUGAUAAUCAAUACAUAGGUACAGGAAAAAACAAUCAAUUACCUGAAAAUCAAGAUAAUAGGUAUGGUAUCGAAUCGCCUCUCUACCCAGGUAAAAUCCAAGGUUCGAAAUCAAAUAAUAAUACAGAACUGGGUAAAAUAGACUCGGGACAUGUAUAUAAUUCUGUAAAUGAACAAAUUCCAAAUUUAGUUAAUACUGAUACACCAGAAUACAAAAAAAAUGUAAAUAAUGAUAAAGCAUACCCAAACUCACAUUCCAUUAAUUCUAAUCCAUUUAAUCCCAGCACAUGGGGCUAUCCUAAUAAAAUCGGUAAUAAUAAUCCUAAUAUAAAUCCACAAAUCUAUUUAGAUGGGUCAGGGUUUCCCAAUACUCCGCCAGGAUCUGGUCAAAGAGUACUAACUCCACAUAACACACCAAAUUACGAUUCGAUACAUCCUAAUUACAAUCGGCAAAUUCCAGAAACAACUUCAAUAGAACAUCAAAAUAAACCAUCAAAUUCCCCAUCUAUUCAUAUACCUAACUAUCAACACUCAAUACCAAAUGUCUUAGGUCAAUUAACACCAAAUAUGCCUAUUUUAAGUGAUAUGAAUUCACAAAAUAAGCAAAGGAUUAUAAGCGAAGCUGAUGGAACUAUACUAAAUGGAUAUCCAUUUUCUUCAGAUGUACAUGGAGGCCAAGGUUAUGCCCAACUAAAUAUACCUUCGUUAUGCAAUUUCUUAUACCAGACAUGUCUUAAUGCAUUGUCGAAUAAUAAAAGACUAAAUGAAUUUCAAAUAGCUAAUUCACAAAAUAAUGUAGGAAAUUCAAACACGGAAAAACAAAUUGGUAAUACACAGGCACCUAUCACACAUCAAAUAGGUUUCCCAUUAUAUGGAGAAGGAAUUAAUCAAUAUCAAAAACAACCUAAUUCUGGCCAACCUCAAUACACAAUUGGGUCAGUUGGAUCUAGUAUUCAACAUCCUAUUUUUACUGAAACCGGUGGAAAUAUAAACAGAUUGCAAUCUAGUUAUGGUCAGCCUCAAAAUACAUUAGGAUCCGGUGGAUCUGGCGUCCAGCAGUCGGGAUACGCUCCAUCGAGUGGACAUGUAAAUCAAAUGCAAUCUAGUUAUGGUCAGCCUCAAAAUACAUUAGGAUCCGGUGGAUCUGGCGUCCAGCAGUCGGGAUACGCUCCAUCGAGUGGACAUGUAAAUCAAAUGCAAACUGGUUAUGGUCAGCCUCAAAGUACUUUAGGAUCCGGUGGAUCUGGCGUCCAGCAGUCGGGAUACGCUCCAUCGAGUGGACAUGUAAAUCAAAUGCAAACUGGUUAUGGUCAGCCUCAAAGUACUUUAGGAUCCGGUGGAUCUGGCGUCCAACAAUCAGGAUACACUCCAUUGGGUGGAAAUGUAAAUCAAAUGCAAACUGGUUAUGGUCAGCCUCAAAGUACUUUAGGAUCCGGUGGAUCUGGCGUCCAGCAAUCGGGAUACGCUCCAUCGAGUGGAAAUGUAAAUCAAAUGCAAACUGGUUAUGGUCAGCCUCAAAGUACUUUAGGAUCCGGACGAUCUGGAGUUCAGCAACCAGGAUACUUUCCAUCAAGUGGAAGUGUAAAUCAAAUGCAACCUGGUUAUGGUCAACCUCAAAGUACUUUAGGAUCCAGCGGAUCUGGUGUCCAGCAAUCAGGAUACGCUCCAUCGAGUGGAAAUUUAAAUCAAAUGCAACCUGGUUAUGGUCAACCUCAAAGUACUUUAGGAUCCAGCGGAUCUGGCGUCCAGCAGUCGAGAUACGCUCCAUCGAGUGGAAAUAUAAAUCAAAUGCAACCUGGUUAUAGUCAACCUCAAAGUACUUUAGGAUCUAGCGGAUCUGGCGUCCAGCAAUCAGGAUACGCUCCAUCUAGUGGAAAUUUAAAUCAAAUGCAACCUGGUUAUGGUCAACCUCAAAGUACUUUAGGAUCCAGCGGAUCUGGCGUCCAGCAAUCAGGAUACGCUCCAUCGAGUGGAAAUGUAAAUCAAAUGCAACCUAGUUAUGGUCAACCUCAAAGUACUUUAGAAUCCGGUGGAUCUGGCGUCCAGCAGUCGGGAUACGCUCCAUCGAGUGGACAUGUAAAUCAAAUGCAAACUGGUUAUGGUCAGCCUCAAAGUACCUUAGGAUCCGGUAGAUCUGGCGUCCAGCAAUCGGGAUACGCUCCAUCGAGUGGACAUGUAAAUCAAAUGCAAACUGGUUAUGGUCAGCCUCAAAGUACUUUAGGAUCCGGUGGAUCUGGCGUUCAACAAUCAGGAUACACUCCAGCCGGUGGAAAUGUAAAUCAAAUGCAACCUGAAUCAUAUGGCGAUAACAGUUUUAGAGGUCCAUCGUUUAAACCACGAUCAGAAAUGGGGAAUAUUAAUCCAUCAACAAAUCCAAUUAUCGGUGGUCAAUUUGGAACAGAUAUAUCAUCUGGAGGUUCUGUAAUUCCAAUUGAUACUGAAGGAGGAGAUGCUCAAUCAAUGACUAAUGUAGAUGUUGAUGGCCAAGAAACUAGAGCAUCAGCUUCAGCUCAAGGAAAGUCCAAAACAGGUAUGAGUCAGACACAAGUGUCUGGAUCAUAUUUAGGAACAGGAACUUUUUCUGCCCAAGCUCAAACUAGUGAUAGCGAUAAAGGAGCUCAGAGCCAAAUUGUAAGUAAUACAAAUGGUACAACCAGUACAGCACAAGGAAAAGGUGGAAGGGGACAAGCACAAUCCCAAGUUCUUUAUAAUGCUGAUAAUGGCAUUGCUCUAGGUGAGGCACAAAGCUCAGGAAUUAAUUAUGGGACCAACACUCAAUUACAAGCUGGUAUUAAAGGAGGAAUGGCAGAUGCACAAUCAACUGGCCUAGGAAGUACUUCCAGUCAGGCGCAAAUCGGUUUCUUACCACACGAGUCUAACAAUAGCACUAAUCAAAAGUCAUUAUUCAAAGGUGGUGGUACAACUUCAGCUCAAGGUGGAUCACAUAGUGGUCAAUCGCAAAGUCAACUAUUUGGGUCAUUUAAACAUGGGAUUUCAUACAAUGGUGCUGCUCAAGCAAGUUCUGGUAAAAAACUUCAAAACUUACCAAAAUUAAAUUUAGCUGAUGCUAAGUUAAAAAUUGGACAAAUGGAAGGAUCCAAUAAUGAAGUUAAAAAUCAAACUAAUGCACUUAAAAACUUGCAAUUUAUUCCAAAUCUAAUAAGAUCUCAAAAUCAAACAGAAAAUUCCAGAAUCGAUAUCCCCAAACAACAAAAUAUUUCUUCAACACAAACUCCUCCACCAAUUUUACCACAAGAAUCAUCCAAAAAUGCCGAUAUUUAUCCUGAGUAUGAGGAUAAUGAUGAGUAUGAUGAUGAUAGUGAUGAAAUAAUAAAUACAAAAUCUGUACAAACCAAAAAAGAAACAACCCCAAAGCAAGAACAAAAUAUUAUUUUAAAUUUAGAUGACAAACAUGAUGCCCAAAUUACUCGUGAUUCCGCUAGUCAGCUGAAAUCUGGACAAGUAUUAGAUGCUGGCCAAGUUAUACCCGGUACUAAUGGAACAAAAAUACCAAGUGGAUUUAGAGGAAGGGUAGCUUCAGUAGCUGGAGAUCAUACCGAAGCUCAAGCAAUUCCAGGAGGUCAAGCACAAACUCAAACUGUUUUCUUAUCACCUGGAGCAGGUAGUUUAACUGUGGUAGACAAAACAAAAUUAAGAGCACAGUUAAAUAAAGAAUCAUAUGUUAGUCCUAACACUUUCCAAACUAAAAUAAAUGGAGGAAUAAGCAAAUUUAAACCUAAUGAAAAUAAUGUUCAGUAUUUUACUAAAUCAUCAACUUGUGGUUACUUUUCAUUUUCGUGUAACUAUGUGAAUGGUGCUACAAAUGGGGCUAAAAUAUGCAAGCCGAAUCCACCACCUUUCCCCUGCCUGAAAAGUAAUUAA
This is a messenger RNA of Aphis gossypii (cotton aphid), 5004 nucleotides long. RefSeq lists its product as uncharacterized. The transcript has 6 exons. The coding region runs from base 106 to 5004 and encodes 1632 amino acids. The record is from RefSeq and is a predicted model, not a curated record. NCBI's taxonomy places the organism in Eukaryota, Metazoa, Arthropoda, Insecta, Hemiptera, Aphididae.